UGUUAUAAUUUUUUGUUUUCUAUGACAUUGUUUUCCUGUUUUUAUUCCCCCGGUAGAGUGGCAUAUAGCAGUUGAACUGUCUGUCAGUCCGUCUGUCUGUCCGUUGGUCUGUCACUCUGUCCGUCCGUCCGUCUGUCCAAAAACUUUAACAUUGGUCAUAACUUUUGCAAUAUUGAAGAUCUCAUGGAGCUGCACAUUUUGAGUGGUGAAAGGUCAAGGUCAUCCUUCAAGGUCAAAGGUAAAAAAAACAAAUCCAAGGGAAGUAACAAGCUUUAAAGGGAGAUAAGUGUAGUCCAGACAACACAACGCCCCGACAUGGUGAUCUGGUCGGCAAAGGACAAGUGUCUGGUGAUGGUUGAACUCACAGUUCCUUGGGAGUCGCGCUGUGAUGAGGCGAUGGAGAGGAAAACAGCAAAAUAUGCUGAUCUGCAGAGGGAAUGCAAGGAGAAGGGGUGGCACACGUGGCUAUUCCCAGUGGAGGUCGGCGUCCGAGGCUUUCUGUCAAAGUCUCUCUGGAGACUUUUCACUGCACUUGGCCUGACAGGAAGAGACGGAAAGCGAGCGGUCAACAGACUUGGGGAUGCAGCGGAGAGAGCAUCGAGAUGGCUUUGGCUGAGGAGAGAAGAGAGGAGCUGGCAGCUGUCUACUGACACGUAGGGGAUUGAUCAACCCCUGAGGACCCACCACCAGGAGAAUGUAUCGAGAUUAAUGGGUCGAAACAUUCAGUGAUCGGUGGCUCUCGACUGAGGAUGUCAGUAGUCCAGCAGUUUAACGACUGUUUACAUCUCAUUCUAUUUAUCAUUUGGCAGGUACAGAUCAUUUUCACAAGGGAAGUAAUAUUUUUAAAGGGAUAUAAUAAAAAAAUAAACAUAAAUCAAAGCGGUGCAGUUGGGGGCAUUGUGUUUCUGACAAACACAUCUCUUGUUAAAAACAAAAAAACAUACAUAUAAACUUUACAAAAAGCAUAUGCGGAAUAAGAAAAUUU
Messenger RNA from Dreissena polymorpha, 985 nucleotides. RefSeq lists its product as uncharacterized. Lineage: Eukaryota; Metazoa; Mollusca; Bivalvia; Myida; Dreissenidae. The transcript has 2 exons. The coding region runs from base 316 to 657 and encodes 113 amino acids. The record is from RefSeq and is a predicted model, not a curated record.